Molecule: messenger RNA, 1839 nt
Organism: Leptinotarsa decemlineata (Colorado potato beetle)
Lineage: Eukaryota; Metazoa; Arthropoda; Insecta; Coleoptera; Chrysomelidae
Product: hrp65 protein-like
Source: RefSeq, a predicted model, not a curated record
GCGAACUCUGACGAGUAAAGACGACAACAGACGAUAGUGACGACGCUUAUUACUAACGCGCACUUUGUAGAAUUGUAGUCGGCCAUUUCCGAUUGGACUGUGUUAUAGUGUGGUAUAUCUUGUGCUGUUUAUAUUAUUCAAUUUAUAAAUCUAUUAACUACUGGUAAAAUGGAAAAUCAGGCGGCCCCUGUAAAAGUAGAGUCUUCAACAAACGAUGAUUCUGUCCCAGAAGUCCAAGAAAAGAACUUCAACCGUGAUCGCCAUGGAGGAGGUGGUGGCGGUCCCGGCGAAAGAUUUGGACGUGGUGGAAGAUUUGGAGGACAGAGAGGAGGUGGCGGGAAUAGAGGAGGACAAGGGGGUGGAAAUAGAGGAAAUUAUGAAAACAGGCGAGGUCGUGGGGGUGGAUUUGGGGGAAGGAUGAAGUAUGAGAACAACCAGGAUGGUCAAGAUGUUGAUGGUGGAAAUGAUGAUGGUCGAGACGGAGAUAACAUGAGAGAUGGUGGUAGAGGAGGACGAGGUGGAAGAGGUGAUAUGGGAGGCCGUGGUCGAUUUGGAAUGAGAGGCCCUGAUGACAAAUUCCUUGAACGUAUGCAGCAGUUGUCAGGUCCAACCUUUGACAUACCAAUAAUUGAUAUGGCUGAAAAGAAAUUCAAUGGCAGAAACAGAUUAUAUGUUGGGAAUAUCGGGUCAGAAGUUAGUGAGGAAGAUCUCACAGAAUUGUUCAAGCCAUAUGGAGAAACUUCGGAAAUAUUUGUGAACAAAGAUAAAAACUUUGGGUUCAUAAAGCUCGACUACCACAGUAAUGCUGAGAAAGCUAAGAGAGAGUUGGAUGGAACAGUCUUGAAGUCUAGGAAUUUGAAGAUCAGAUUUGCCCCAAGUUCAGCUACCAUCAAAGUGAAAAAUCUCACUCCUUUCGUUUCCAAUGAGCUUCUGCAUUAUGCUUUUUCAGUUUUUGGAGAAAUUGAACGAGCCAUUGUAUGUGUUGAUGAUAGAGGAAAACCUACAGGAGAAGCUAUUGUAGAUUUUGCUCGUAAAGGUUCUGCAUUGAAUGCUAUUAGGAAGUGUUCAGAAGGAUGCUAUUUCCUUACUGGGUCUUUGCGACCAUGCAUUGUGGAAGCAUUUGAAAUAGUUGAUGAUAUUGAUGGUUACCCAGACAAAAAUAUUCCCAAAAAGAACAUGGACUAUCAUAAAGAAAGAGAACAGGGUCCGAGAUUUGCAAAUCCUGGUUCAUUUGAAAAUGAAUAUGGAACCCGCUGGAAGCAGCUAUAUGAUCUUCAUGCACAGAAAGAAGAGGCUCUCAAGAAAGAGCUGGAGUUGGAGAGGGAAAAAUUGGAGGCUCAAAUGGAAUAUGCGAAGUACGAACAUGAAACUGAGGUAUUGAGAGAUCAGCUGAGAGCUCGUGAGAUGGAUAAAGAGAGGCAGAAGCGAGAAUGGGAAAUGAAACAGAGACAGGUUGAAGAAGAGCGACUCAGGACCGAAGAACUGAUGAGGCGGACACAGGAGGAGAUGGAGUCACGUAUUCUGCAGCAACAGGAAGAUAUGAAGAGGCGUCAGCAGGAAAAUAGCCUCUUCAUGCAAGCUCAUAAUUUGGACUCUAUGCUUGAUCAGCAAGAGCAAGCUUAUGAUCAACCUACUAGUUACAGUCACACCAGUUUAGAAGACAAUGGCCCAAUGGACCCAAAAACUUUCAUGAGCUCUUACGAGCGAGGCAGUAGAUUUGAAGGACGUGAGAACACACGAGGCGAUACUGGCAGCAUUGGCAGCAACCGAGGUCACUGGGUCAACGAUAGCCGCCGAGAGGAAAGGAACAUGAUUAUCAAUAUGUCAGGUAUUAUUUGA